Molecule: messenger RNA, 1341 nt
Organism: Penicillium griseofulvum
Lineage: Eukaryota; Fungi; Ascomycota; Eurotiomycetes; Eurotiales; Aspergillaceae
Product: Aminoglycoside phosphotransferase
Exons: 5
Coding region: 1-1341 (446 amino acids)
Cellular component (GO): mitochondrion
Source: RefSeq, a predicted model, not a curated record
AUGGCUAAGCUUCUACUUCAAACAUUUCCUCACAUCACCCGCUCACGCAGAGUCACCCCUAAGACAUGGCUAAGACUGAUCUUGAGACGUCCCGUUUCGACGGCCCAGAAACUGGCUGAGCCUUGCGACUUGUUCGAGUACACGUCCGGACGGUGGAUUUAUAAUGACAAUUUGAGACACCGCGAGAGAAGACGUGUUUUCAAUAUUCAUGAACUCAAGCGCCUAGCCGCCCUAGCAGUUCAGCAGAAGGAAUUUGAUGUUACUAGAUUCGAAAAACUGGCCGAAGGAGGCUUCAAUCGGAGUUUUCUAAUAACCAUGCGAGAUGGCUACCAAUUUGUUGCACGGAUUCCAUAUCCGGCCACUGAACCAAAAUCCCUAGUCGUCGCUAGCGAAGUCGCAACGCUGGAUUUCCUACGUACUUAUGGUAUUCCAGUACCGAAGGUUUUUGGCUACUCCGCCGUUGCAGAUAAUUGCGCGGGUACAGAAUACAUCUUUAUAGAGUAUGUCCAAGGAAAAAGCCUAGGGGAUGUGUGUCACUCCAGAGUUAGUGUUCCACUCCCUGGAUUAACACAACGAUUCUGUAUCGGCCCAGAUACAUCGCUGAAAUUAUCGUACGGCAAAAGACUCAAUUUGUCAGUUAAGCGCGGACCUUACCGGGAUCCUUUAGCAGUUCUUACUACUGGUGCCGUAAAAGAAAUCGCCUAUCUUAAGAAAUUCGGGCAACUACUUCAGCUAUUCCAGCGUCUUCGGCGCGAGAAUUAUGGCGAUGAGGUCUCGGAAUCACUCCAAAUUCCGGCCUUACCGACUGAUUUCGAUGAAUUGGAAGAAAUAGAGCAAUUCCAGCAAGCAGAACUCCUACGCAGGCGUCAGCUCCACUAUUUCUAUGUUAAACUGACAGCAGAAACAAAUAUUGAACAUUACGAGGCCUUGACCCACUAUUUCAGUACCUUGAGGCGGCGGCUUUUCGACCAUGCAAGGGAUCCCUGGGAGGGUGACAAUGUGACUUCAAAGGCCGAUUUGAUUACUCUAUCUAGGAAGUGGAAAGACAUCACUUGUGACUCGAGAGUAUCUUGUCCAAUUACUUUUUCAGAUGACGAGUUGACGGAGUGUCUGCGAUUGGAAAAAACACAGUCUGAAGCAGAUGAACAAUUGCAGGCUUGUCAGGAAGUAAUUGGGGUUGGCCCUGAGGGCUGGGUUCCCCUAGCAGACUACGACGAGGCCAAAAGAAGAGAGAAAAACUUGAAAAGGGACGCUCUUGACGCGGCUGAGACCCCGGAGGAGAAAACAAGGAUCCAAGACAACUGGAUUUUCGAUGAUUUUUCCGAGGAAGACUACACGUGA